AUGCAUGACGCCUGGGCCCGCCUCUACAGCGAUAUACACGAGGUCUCUCAGAAGAGGUGGUGGACCAGCUACUAUGCAUACCGAGCAGAUUCUACCAGAAAAGUAGUCUUGAAGAGGAUCGACCUCUCGAAUCUCAAGACCAGAGAGUCAAAUACUCUGGUCUGGGCAUACUCACAAUUGAGGGAUCUCUCUAAUAUCUAUGUAGUCAGAUGUUCUGUGGUGCACUAUGCGCCAGGGGACAGUCUUCUUCUCGAGUCUCCUUUUGAAGAGGGAUGCAAUCUCAUAGAUUACGUUAAGCGCAGUUGUGCGUCCUGUGAACCAGUCUCUGAGGAGGCCCUUUGGCCUAUACUUUCUCAAAUAUCCAUGGGACUCGCAUACUUGCAUACUCCUGCAGGCAAAGGGGUCAUUCUACACCGGAAUCUAACGCCGGCGAACGUCCUCGUGGUAGCAAACGGUGCUAUAAAGCUUUCGGACAUCCGGCUUGGCCCGCUAUUUGACGAUGAUGAGCCCACGGCAUUUCGAGCGCCAGAGCUGCGAUCGUCCGGUAGCUUUAGUGCAAAGACCGAUAUCUACUCUAUGGGUCGUAUUAUAGCUGAGCUUUGCAUAGCGGGUCCCUUAUCUGCCGAGACAAUAACACGUUCUGCACUGGAAUCACACGGCUACACCAGUGUAUUUGCAACCUUACUCCAUGCAUGCCUAGACCCAGACCCAAGCAAACGGCCUACGGCGUGGGACAUAGCGGAGCAAAGCACUCUUAUUAGAGAGUUGCGAGCCAGAAUGAUCUACGCUCACAUGACAGCCAGUAACUCAGAGGAAAAGCAGAUAGCGCCGCCUUCCACCUUUGUUGAUAGUAAAACAUCACUCAUGUUAGCAGCAGAACGCGGGUCAUUGGUUGGCGUACAGACUCUCUUGUAUGAAGCUGGAGCGGUUUGGUCAGGUCCUCGAGAACUGCCCGGAACAGAAAUAAUCACUGCUACAGCGGCAACUCUAAGCCUCGUAAACGGCCACAAGGAGUGCUUUAAGGUACUGGCCAAGCUAGAGGUUGGCCUUGCUGGUGUCACGCCCCUAAUGCUCUAUGCAACUGGGACAGUUAAUUUGCCGUCUGAUCCCACCACUUUAGAAACUACCGUCACUGCCCACUGCAGUGCUGCAUGCAUGGGGAUCACUGCUCUGAUGGUUGCUUCCAUGUGCAAUACUCCUGUCCUGUUUCCGUUGCUCCGUGAGGAGCUUCUGUUACUUGAUAGCCACGGGCGAUCUGCGUUAGUAUACUUGCGUGACGUUGAAAGGGACACUUGUGCGGCUUUGCUGCGUGUUGUAGACGAGGAUGGAGCACAAAUACACCCUCUCAGCAGGGCGCUGCUCCUGGGUGAGGAGGUCAGCACCGAAGUGGUAGGUAUGAGUGACGAUCUUUGGGCGCAGGACAGCUUUGGGUGGUGCCCUCUUUUGUACGCGAUAGGCUUUAAUCGUGCGUAUGCUGUGCGCUGCAUUUUGUCCUGCGAAAAGCAGCCUCCACCUAACAACAUCCUUGAAGCGGCCUUACACAUUGCACUUGCUUCACGAGGCUCAGAUGAGGUGUUGAGUGAGCUUCUAGAACGUCUAGAUAGAUAUAAGAUCACUGUAAGGACCCGAAGAAGGUAUGGGGACGUUACCCUAAUCAAAACUGAGCUUAUGCAUGCGGCAGCAAAGGGCAGUGAGGAUGAGGUUCGUAAGUACAUUCACCAGUUGGGGAAGACCGUUGCAAGUUUAGAGGGAGGAACAGCCCUGAUCUGUGCUGUCUCAGGAGGUCACGUCGGGUGCUGCCGACUACUGUACAGGGAACUAGGUAUGCAGGACAAGCGCGGACGUACUGCACUCGACCAUGCAGAAGAGGGUGGGCACUCUGAAUGUAUGUGGCUUCUUCGGCAUGAGUCCGGCCUGUCAAAAAAUGAAGCCCAAUGA
Messenger RNA from Giardia duodenalis, 1938 nucleotides. RefSeq names its product Kinase, NEK. NCBI's taxonomy places the organism in Eukaryota, Fornicata, Diplomonadida, Hexamitidae. The coding region runs from base 1 to 1938 and encodes 645 amino acids. The transcript has a single exon. The record is from RefSeq and is a predicted model, not a curated record. Gene Ontology annotation, molecular function: ATP binding; protein binding; protein kinase activity. Gene Ontology annotation, biological process: protein phosphorylation.